Messenger RNA from Macrosiphum euphorbiae (potato aphid), 939 nucleotides. NCBI's taxonomy places the organism in Eukaryota, Metazoa, Arthropoda, Insecta, Hemiptera, Aphididae. The record is from the annotation of a GenBank genome assembly.
AUGACCACUUUUAAAACUGAAAAUCGUCACGGCUAUUCGGUUAAAUUUUCACCGAAUCGAUCAAACCUCUUAGCCAUAGCCACGUCACAAUAUUAUGGGUUUAAAGGUGGCGGAACGUUGUUUUUGGUAAAAUAUGACGAAGACAGAUGUCUAAUAACCAAAAAGUAUGAAAUGCAUUGGGAAGACGGACUGUUUGACGUGGUGUGGAGCAGAUCUGUGUACAGUUUGUUGGUGACCGCCAGCGGAGACGGAACCGUGCAGAUGUGGAAUUAUAAAUAUCCAUCACAAAAACCUGUAAGAACGUUUAACGAACACAAGAAAGAAGUUUGCAGCGUAGAUUGGUGUCAAAACUCCGUAGACGAUUUUUUGUUGUCUGCGUCGUGGGACUGUUCGGUAAAACUUUGGGAUCCCAACAAGUAUUGUUCGCUGACGACGUACAAGGGACACGACAGACUGGUUUACGAAGCAAAGUGGUCUCCAUUCUUGUCUUCGUGUUUUGCGUCGGUUUCAGGCGAUGGGAUGUUGGACAUCUGGGACUGUUCGUCACCGCUGCGGCCGAGCGUCAAAAUAAAUGCACACCAAGCAGAGAUAUUGAGCUGUUCGUGGAACCAGUUUUACCCGUUCGUAUUGGCAACCGGCGGGGCAGAAGGGUUGAUCAGAAUAUGGGACAUACGGAAACUGUUGACGCCUAUAUUCCAGCUCGAGGGUUGCCAGGAUGCAGUGAAACGAGUUCAGUGUUCGCCUCACCACUGGUCCACGUUGGUUUCGGCGUCAUAUGAUUGCACGACAAAGAUUUGGGAUUACGGUGUGUCGUCGGAACCGCGGCAGAGCCAUCAAAACCAUUCCGACUACGUGUACGGUCUGGACAUGAGUGCUGACCAGGACGGAUUGAUGGCCGACUGCGGUUGGGACGCCGAAGUGCGUGUGUUUCGGAUCUGA